AUGGCUCCAAAACUUGGGCAGAACUGCAGUACGAGCGUCUAUCUGAUUUUUGCUAUAACUGUGGCAGACUGGGACACUGCAACACCGAGUGCCCAAAAGAGAGAGCGGAGGAGGGAGCUGCGGGAUACGGUACUUGGACGAGAGCCAGAGCUAUCAGAGAGCUGUAUGAACAACCCAAACCCAUAUCGGUUCCGCAAGGUGAGCGAAGGGCCACAACAACCCAAAUCAGAGACGUACCAAUGGAAGGGGGCGGCGCGUGCACCAUGCGCGUGA
This is a messenger RNA of Prunus armeniaca (apricot), 273 nucleotides long. Lineage: Eukaryota; Viridiplantae; Streptophyta; Magnoliopsida; Rosales; Rosaceae. The record is from the annotation of a GenBank genome assembly.